GGCAUCAGUUGGUGUUUUCAUUCAAAUUGCAACGCAACACGAAACGAAAAAAUAAAAUAAAAACUCAAAUCGAACACGAAAAUCUCUAUUAACGCACACAGCUAGCGGUUCUUUGCUAUCCCAAAUUAAGGACACUUACCGGACUCAGAGGGCACAUUGAUAGGAAUAAGCCCCAGUAAAAAUGUUUAAGCUGUCUAUUAUUCUCUCCAUGCUCGUCGCCUUGGCCAACGCACGUCCUGGCUACCUGCAUGGCCAUUACCCACACAUUGACUACCCAUUGUUACAUCACCAUCACGAGCCGUUGCAUUUGACUAAACUGGUGCACAUACCGGCGGCCAUUUCACAUCAGAGCUCAACAGUUAUACACAGCGCGCCUAUCAUUAAGCCAGUUGUGGUGCCGGUACUGAAGACUGUCGUGCAUCCGAUUAUCAAAACAUAUCAUCCAGCGCCCAUAAUCAAGGCUUAUCAUCCGUACGCUUUGGAUCCGUACCACCAUCACUACGAUCAUCACGACUUUCAUCCUUUCCACUAAGCCGAGUAGGCACUUAUGACAACCGAUGUAGCUUCUAUAAAAAGUGAUGAUGAUGACUGAGCGAACGACGAAAAUAUGUCUAAAACUUGCUAAAAAUCGCGCACAAUUACUCAUAUCAUGCUUGGAUAGGCUAGUAAAUUUCUAAUAAUCAUUAACAAAAUUGUAUAAGAGCCAUUAUUCCUCUUUAUAUAAUAUGUGUCUAUUUUAUCUUAUAAUCAUUAAUCUCUAAUUCUAACAUUUUUGAUGAUUUCUACCACAUUUUAUGAAAUAACAAUUUCCUGUACAAAGAGCACAAACUCGUGAGAAGUGAAGAAGAUGUUGUUCGUUAUAAAUAAAUAGCUUGAUUGUUUAUUAAAACAACAAAACAA
Bactrocera oleae (olive fruit fly) is the source of this 900-nucleotide messenger RNA. RefSeq lists its product as uncharacterized. The record is from RefSeq and is a predicted model, not a curated record. NCBI's taxonomy places the organism in Eukaryota, Metazoa, Arthropoda, Insecta, Diptera, Tephritidae.